Messenger RNA from Chondrus crispus (carragheen), 2124 nucleotides. RefSeq lists its product as hypothetical. Lineage: Eukaryota; Rhodophyta; Florideophyceae; Gigartinales; Gigartinaceae. The coding region runs from base 1 to 2124 and encodes 707 amino acids. Gene Ontology annotation, biological process: DNA integration. The record is from RefSeq and is a predicted model, not a curated record. The transcript has 3 exons. Gene Ontology annotation, molecular function: nucleic acid binding.
AUGGAUGACCAAAGCUCUGGAUCGGUCAGAAUCGAGAAGCUGACCGCAUCUAACUUUUACAUCUGGAAGCAGAAAAUCCAGCUACUGCUUGCUCUCCGAGAUGUCGAUCAAUACGUUUUUGAUGAUAUCCCGGAGAAUGCGACCUCAGAUGACCGGAGAAAGUGGAUCCGUGGUGACGCAAAAGCAAAGGCAGUCAUCGGACUCACGCUUUCUGAUGACUACUUGCAACAUGUGCGAGGGUGUAGCAGUGCGAAAGAGACAUGGGAAGCAAUUCUGAAUGUGUUCGAGGGUCAUACUUUGCUCAACAAACUUGCCGCCCGUCGUGACUUUUACACUGUAUCCAUGCUCCCAUCCGAGAAAGUGCUCGUGUUCAUCAAUCGUGUGAAGCAACUUGCUGCCAGAUUGCAGUCAAUGAGUGUUGAGAUUGACGAUAAAGAAAUUGCAAUGGCUGUGUUGAAUGGCUUGCCUUCACGAUUCGAUAACCUGAUUGUUGCUCUUGACGCACUUGGCAAUGAAGAUAAAGUGUUCGAACUCGAGUUUGUGAAGAGUCGUCUGCUGCAAGAAGAACAACGAGAAAGCAUGAAGACCGCUUCUGCUUCAUCACCACAUGCACCUGCACUUGUCAAUCGUAUGCCUAUUCGACGCGAUAUGAAAUGUACGAAUUGCAAUAGACAUGGGCAUACUGCAGCGCGUUGCUGGGGCAAGGACGUGAAUGGGCGCCGACCUGCACCGCCAGAUGGGUUUCGUGACUUUACUUGCUUGCUUUCGACUUCCACUCCAGAAAAGAGGGCUGCAAACGCAAGGUCAUGGCUGGUCGAUUCCGGUUGCAGCGCUCACAUUACGUUUGAUCGCUCUUUGUUCGUUACGUAUGAACAGAUGCAAUCUGGAUCAGUCGAGAUGGGCACGAAGGCUAGAGCUAAUGUCGCUGGUCGCGGCGAGGUAGAAUUCAUGUUGAACGUCAACGGUAGUCUCCAUCCUUGCAAAUUGUCAAACGUUUUGCAUGUCCCUGAUUUCGGAUACUCGCUACUGUCUGUUAGCCAAAUGGUUUCAAAGGUUGGGGAUUUGUACAUACUUGACGUCAUGAAUGAAACCUUUUCUGCUCACGAAGUUUCCCUGCAGACGCUACAUGAACGCAUGGCCCAUGUUAAUGUACAAGGAAUCGCAUCAAUGAUUCACAAUAAUGUGGUACGUGGCAUCAACGUUCGUCAAAGCGAUGUGAUCAGUGCAAUGAAUCCGAAGUCUGACAAUCACUCUCCCAUUUUUCCUGCGUUUGUGUUUGGCAAAGCAACGCGAUCAGUAAUCCCAAAACAGCGAUCAUCGUCUCGAGCACAGAACUGUCUUGACUUGGUACAUUCUGACGUUUGCGGUCCGCUCGAAGUACAGUCCAUUGGUGGUUCGAGAUACUUCAUUACAUUUGUAGAUGAUCACUCGAACUGGGUAGUUGUGUACACGAUGAGAAAUAAAUCUGAGGCGUUUGCAAAAUACAAGUUGUAUGAAAAGUUGGCUCAAACCCACACUGGUCGCAAAGUAAAGGUGCUUCGCACUGAUCGAGGGGGAGAGUACUUGUCGACGGAAUUCAAGUCGCAUUUAGAUUUAAACAGUAUGCAGCACCAACUCACAACGGCGUACACCCCUGAACAAAACGGUGUUGCUGAACGUUUAAAUCGAACUUUGAUUGAUCUUGUCCGCUCUAGGCUUUCUCAUAAACAGGUCAGUAAGCGAUUCUGGGCCGAGGCUCUUGCCACUUCGGUAUAUGUACGCAAUCGAGUUACUUCACGGGCUUUGCCCGUUAAUACAACCCCGCACCACAUUUGGAUGAAUUCUACUCCAAAUGUUGGCCAUUUGCGAGUAUUUGGGUCAAAGUGUUGGUAUACAUUACCAAGAUUAGAGCUCCGUAAGCUGGACUUGCGAGCGCGUGAAGCGAUGUUUCUUGGGUACCCGCAAUGCAGUAAGGCAUACAAACUUUGGGACGGAGAGUUGAAUAAAAUUGUUGUGUCACGGGAUGUCAAGUUUGAUGAAUCGACAUGUGGGAUGCAUGACAUUCCUGCACACGAAAGUGAUUCAAUCAACUCUGAUGUUGACGUUGUAUUUAUUGAAAAUGUGCGACCACAUGCUGUUAUCUGA